UUACGAAAACAUACCAAAGACAUAGAAAAUGUAACCAAAAAAAUAAAACAAAUAAAGCGAAAAAAGAAGUCCAAGACCUGUCAAUAUAAAUAUCAAGCUUGUGUAGUAACAUAGCAUUUCAUUACCAGAGGUUUUAGGAGUGCGAAAAUGUCGAGAUUGCAAAGUUUCUGGUUGGUAUUCGGCGCUUUGGUGGUUUUGUUGUUCGCGUCGGCUUUUGCGGAUGACGUCGUGGUUUUGACCGAAGACAACUUCGAGAAAGAAGUCGGUCAAGAUCGAGGAGCUCUCGUUGAAUUUUAUGCUCCGUGGUGUGGGCACUGUAAAAAGCUUGCUCCAGAGUAUGAAAAGCUUGGUGCGAGUUUUAAGAAGGCAAAAUCAGUUUUGAUUGGAAAGGUUGAUUGUGAUGAGCACAAAAGCCUCUGCAGCAAAUAUGGGGUUUCUGGGUAUCCUACCAUCCAAUGGUUUCCCAAGGGGUCUCUGGAGCCCAAGAAGUAUGAAGGUGCACGAACUGCAGAAGCCAUUGCUGAAUAUGUAAAUAAUGAAGGAGGGACAAAUGUGAAGAUAGCUGCAAUCCCUUCAAAUGUGGUGGUUCUGACUCCCGAAAACUUUGAUGAGAUUGCACUUGAUGAGAAAAAAGAUGUCCUGGUUGAGUUUUACGCACCCUGGUGUGGUCACUGCAAGAAUCUUGCUCCUACUUAUGAAAAAGUUGCCACAGCAUUCAAGCAGGAGGAAGAUGUGGUCAUUGCAAAUGUUGAUGCUGACAAGUACAGAGAUCUUGGGGAGAAGUAUGGUGUGAGUGGUUUUCCUACACUGAAAUUCUUCCCAAAGAACAAUAAGGCUGGUGAAGAUUAUGAUGGCGGCAGAGAUUUAGAUGACUUUGUUACCUUCAUCAAUGAGAAGUGUGGAACUAGCAGGGAUGCAAAGGGACAAUUGACUUCCAAGGCUGGUAUUGUUGAGGCCCUCGAUACCGUAGUUAAGGAAUUUUUAAGUGCAACAAAUGAGGAGAAAAAAGCUGUUUUCAAGAAGUUGGAGGAGGAAGCUAAUAAGCUGGAGGGUUCUGCUGCAAGAUACGGGAAAAUCUAUGUAAAAGCUGCUAAGAGCUGCUUGGAUAAAGGUUCUGAUUAUGCUAAGAACGAAGUUCUGCGGUUGGAACGCAUUCUUGCCAAGUCAAUUAGCACGGCAAAGGCUGAUGAGUUCACACUGAAGAAGAAUAUCCUAUCUACCUUUGCUGCGGAUCAGUGAGGAAGUGCAGCUAUUAAUGCUUGUGGUAACACGUAGCACAUCUGUGCCAUUCUAGGGAUCCUUAUUCCUGGCGUUUACCCCUUGUUGUGAGGUUCUUGCUCCCAGUUCACUUCUGUUUCACGUUGUCGUACCAUCUGAAGUUCAAUCAGAAGAGCGAGGGUAAGUUAAUUGUUCCGUGUUACCACAUAACAAGUCUUUGUUUUCAGUAGCGGCAAUAAUGUAAUAGCAUUAUUAGACUUACGGAUCUCAGUAUGAUAACUUCUUUUUAUCAAAUGACCAAAGAAAAUGUUGAGAGUUGCUGUAGGAUUAGAUUUAUGGUUAUUUGAGCAAUCUCCUUUCUGUUUCA
Messenger RNA from Sesamum indicum (sesame), 1585 nucleotides. RefSeq names its product protein disulfide-isomerase like 2-1. Gene Ontology annotation, molecular function: protein disulfide isomerase activity. Gene Ontology annotation, cellular component: endoplasmic reticulum. Gene Ontology annotation, biological process: protein folding. Lineage: Eukaryota; Viridiplantae; Streptophyta; Magnoliopsida; Lamiales; Pedaliaceae. The record is from RefSeq and is a predicted model, not a curated record.